AUGACCGGAAGUUACCGUGCGUACAGCAAGGCUUGACGGCUAACUGCGCCUGUAAUAAAGACAACUAUACUCCAGAGUGUUUCACUGCUAAAACCUUCACUUUUAUACAAACUUUAAAAUGCAAAAUCACUGUGCUGUGCAGAAUUGUUCUAGUGGUAAAUCAGACCCUCAACCACUCUUCAGGUUUCCGCUCGAUCCUGAAAGGUCCCAGAAGUGGGUUGAAAAAUGCCAAAGAGAAGACCUCACAGGCAAAUCACCAGACCAGCUGAACAGAUACUACAGACUCUGUGGAAAACAUUUUGAGGCAUCUUUGAUUGAGAAAGAUUCUCAGAGUGCAGUGUUGAAGGAUAAUUCCAUACCCACAAUCUUUGAUGUUCCAAGCCAACCAAAAAAUGGACAGGGGAAGCGCACUAAAGUGAUGACCCCAGAAGAUGAAACCGUGAGUAAGGGAAGAAAAAAAAUGAAAAAGACUCAGACAGAGGAAACUAAGGCAGAGGAAACUAAGGAAGAUGUCCAGGUGGUCUUAGUGGAGGACGAAUGCAAAGACUAUCUCAAGUCUUUGUUUGAAGUUCUUGUGCUGCUAGGAGAGCAGAGCAUUCCUCCAACGGGGCCAGGUGACAACAAACAGGAAGGUUCAAGCAACUUUCAGGCCCUGUUAGAAUAUCGCAUGAACUGCGGAGAUGAAACCUUGAAGAAGAGAUAUGAUGAGAGUAAAGAGUGUUGCUCCUCGGAUCAGCUGAAUCAGCUGAUCGAGGUGUGUGAGAAAUACAUCCACAGUAAGCUGGUGGAGAAAGUGAAACUUAACGGCUUUUUCUCCUUACUCACUGAUGAUCUGGUGCAGAUCUCAGGAGAAUGGUUCCUCCCUGUCUUCCUCCGUUAUGUGGAUCAGUCCAACUGUCAAAAGGAGAAGUUUGCUGGAUUCUUGCCCUUUGAAGGAGAUGGAGAUGCACUAGCAGAGAAACUACUCUCUGAACUGACAGACAAAUGGGGCUUAGAUAUGGAGCAAUGCCGAGGGCAAGCACAUUCCUGCUCUGGGACACAUUUCAGUAAAAUAAAAACCUUUGCUGCAAAACUGUUGGAGAAAUAUCCAACAGCUUUGCCCUCUUUGAGAUCUACUCGUACUUUAAACGUGUCAUUGGCAAAUAGUAUGACUUCAUCAGGUGUUCAGCUUGUCAUGUCCACCUUAAAGAAGGUUGACGCAUUCUUCAGUCAGUCCUCUAUACUGCAGCUGGAGCUUGAACACGCCAUUUCCAUUUUCUACCCGGACAAAGAGGAGAAAGCCAAGGAGCUGAAGGACAUCUGUAAAACCAGCUGGACCGAACGAAACGAUGCAUUUGAGGUGGCUGUGGAAAUCCUAGAGGCGAUGCUUCUCUGUGUGGACAGCGUGCACGACAACGAGGACAUGAGGUGGAGUGAUCAAGUCACAAACGAUGCCUUAGAGAUUUCAAAAGCGCUGGCAGAUUUUGAGUUCAUCAUGGCAUUAGUGGUGCUCAAAAACAUAAUGAGACUGACUCAAGCAUUUGGGAACAAUGUGCAAGGGAAAGCAUCUGAAGCACAUUUUGCUGCGACCAGUAUGAAAGCUGUCCUCCACUCCCUAAAAGAAGUGUCAGAUAACAUCGAUGUGUAUCACGAGUUCUGGAACGACGAGGCAGUUAACCUAGCUGCUGCCAUGGAGAUCCCAGUCAAGAUUCCUCGCUCGUUUUUGAGGAAGCAUCAGUUGGAAUCCGGAGCCGUUCGUCCAGAGAGUUACUACAAGGAGCACCUGUCUGUUCCUGUGGUCAACCACAUCAUCAAAGAACUGAAUGAACUCUUCUGUGAGGACCACCUGAAGGCUUUGAGGUGUUUGUCUCUGGUCCCUGCAGUCAUAGAGCAGCACAAAUCCACUGAACCUGAAGAAGAGUGUGUGCAAGUGUUUAAGAAUGACAUCCCCAAUGCAGGAUCCCUCACUGCAGAGCUGCACUGCUGGUGGGUGAAAUGGAGCAAAAAGGGUAAAGGUGAAACUGUGCCUGCUAGUCUCCAUGAAGCACUGCAGCUGGCCGAUGUGAAGUUCUUCCCAAACAUGCUCGCAAUUAUGAGACUGAUCGGAGUCCUGCCUACUUUGGCUCUGGAGGACGACGGUGAUAUGGCGUACAGACAUUUUCAGAUGUACGUGGAGAACACACCUGACAGGUUCAAAUCAAAGAGUCUUGCUCUUCUGAACAUGAACUGUGACCUUGGUUUUGAUUUGGAUUCAAUGGUUGAGCUCUUUUUGAAGACGUACCCUGACAGAGAAGGGGUGUCGAAGGUAACUGUGAUGGAGUAGUGUAAAUAUAAGUAGGCCUAAACUCUGUCACAUCUGUGCUCCCUGUCACUGCAGACAUACUGUUUCUGGAGUAACAUAUUCUGUUCUGCUCUGCUCUGUUUUCUUUUUUUUUAAUAAAAGUGUAGAAUGUAAAGAAUCAGUCUUUGGAUGAAAAAUACCAGACUUGGUUGAAUAUUUUUGCUCCUUAAUACUCAUGCUCAUGUCAUUUUUUGGAGCCUUUAGUAACAACGCUUUAAACACCACAUGAACUCACCAGGGUGGAUGAGUCCAUAAUUCAGCUGGGCAAGUCCAUUCCCUCACACUGUUGCUGAUGUAGCUUGUAAUGGUUUUUAUUAUAAGAGUUCCAGUUAGUACCCAUGUAAGCCUUGAUAUAGUGUUUUUUUCUAUAUGAAUGUUCUUCUGACAUUAAAUAAUUAUAUAAGGGAGAGCUGUUGUUAAUCCCUUAAUUUGUCCACAGGCAGUCUUUUGGAUUAGAUUACCUUGGGUUACAUUCCAACAUCCAGUAUUUUUCUUUUCCCUGUUCCUGAAAUAUGUCUCUUUUUUUAUUUAACAAAAUUCAAAGUGCUAACAUGCUCUGAGACUCAUCCAGACAACUUGAAUGAGCAGAAAUGUUUUUUUUCCCCAAGACUAAACACAUUUUACUCUGACAUAGAUUGGUAUGAAAGCUAAUUAAAGUUCAAUAAAUGACCCAUGCAGUGUUAAAAUGUGCCUGAUUCACA
This is a messenger RNA of Notolabrus celidotus (New Zealand spotty), 3021 nucleotides long. RefSeq names its product 52 kDa repressor of the inhibitor of the protein kinase-like. The coding region runs from base 119 to 2302 and encodes 727 amino acids. The record is from RefSeq and is a predicted model, not a curated record. Lineage: Eukaryota; Metazoa; Chordata; Actinopteri; Labriformes; Labridae. The transcript has 5 exons.